This is a messenger RNA of Nematocida homosporus, 3609 nucleotides long. RefSeq lists its product as uncharacterized. The record is from RefSeq and is a predicted model, not a curated record. The transcript has a single exon. Lineage: Eukaryota; Fungi; Microsporidia. Bases 1 to 3609 code for a protein of 1202 amino acids.
AUGCAAGAUAAGAAUCCCUUAACCAUAUUAUUAUUACUACUCGCCUAUAUACUAGGGGCAGAGCCGCAGAAAACCAUAAUGCUCAACCACAGCGAUUCAAAACCACGAUACAACUCGACCGAUGACACAAUUACUCCAGCAAUGGCAAGGCAGCUCGACCCUUCAGAAUACGAAAGCAUGCAUUUCAAACUGUGCGAACAGCUAUCACAAAUCUUCACCUUCCACCCAAUAGACAGGGCUAACCCAACCACAAACCACGUAGCUUCGAUCGAACUAAGCCCAUCUCAUCUAAUUCGUUAUGAUCCGAAGGAGCCGUUAAGCCUUGGUAUUCGAUUCAUUGAAGAAAGUAAGUUCCGGCUCGAUGUCUUGCUGGAUGCCUCCAAGAUGCUAUUCGUAGACUGUCUGAACCAGUACGCUCGGGUUCUUGAUAACAUUCACACCAUUGAAGUAGAUGCCGUCCGGAUCUGUGGAGUGGCUUCCAACCCCAUUGCUUUCUAUGGCCUAUUGCAACAGCUUCUUUAUUCCGUUGACACGCCCCAAAUAUACAUUGAGUACACCCUGAAGGUUAGCCCAAUGAGUGACAUAACAAUCCCGGCUCUGAUAACCACGCCGUUGAGAGAGAGCAUUCCAAGACAAUACCAGCCCAAAAUAAUGCUUGUCUCUGUCCCGACAGCGGUAUGCCUGGUUAUAAAUUGCGUCUACUCUUACUACGCCGUUUUGUCCGAACUAGUGAUUGUUGGUUCCGACUGGCCCAAAACCCCUGAAGUAAGAACAUGCAUUCAAUGGGCCGAGGAUUAUAAGCUGGACAUUGUGUACGAGAAGUGGCAGCCCGGGUUUAGUGAUAUUCUAAGCAAUGAAGUACCUUGUGCCCAUCUAGGUCUGUACCAGCUGGACAGUGCCGCUAAUCGCAGCCACCACCACUCUCGUGGUGACUGGCAAUCACUUAAGAUUGACGCUGACAUCCUAGCCGUCCUACUGGAACGCAACACCAUUCGCUCUCUAUCCAUAGACUACGCCAUAUUAGCCACUAUGCGCAUGCUUAUGCCUUUAGAAGCCGCGGAAAUGACUCAAGCCACCCUGCAAGUAGUCCACGUCGGAUAUGACCAUGAGAAAAUCAUCCACACUAUCAUCGACGAUGUUUUAAAAAGCAGCAACUAUCUACCUAUUGACCCAAUCUCUGCCAAAGAUAACCUAUAUCUCAAGCUAAUCACCCCCUGGAUAAGCACUACCGCCACACGCAAUGUGAUUAUUCAGUCCACCCUAACUGACUACGUGAAGAUUCAACCAGGAAGCGCGCAGCUAAACGAAAAUACUGAUAUCACCGAUGAAGAGUUUGACCCCAUUACCAAUGUAGAACUUGACAAGCUUAAAAUCAAGAUCCAGGAGCACACUAGGUUUAUAAGCUCUAUCCAACCCGAGACAAGCACUUCCUUUGCAAUCGUCGGCCUUGGCAACCUCAGACCAGACAUCGAGUUAUUCUUCUUCUUCAACUCAAUAUCUGCCAUUAGUUGCUACUCCAGGUCGUAUACCUCCACCCGUUUGUCUACCAACCCCAUCUUAAAACACAACCAAAUUUGGAUGGACUUGGCCAUCACCACUAACCUAGAUGCUAACCCAAAAAGCGCAAGCAAUUUACAAGCACAAGCGGCUCAGGCCCUCAAGAUUCUUACCCCCGCAACCACAAGUACCCCGUAUCCCAUUCGCAACGUGACUCUCACUGACACGCUCAUCAUCGACAACAACCCCCUAUUACAUGUUGGAAUACUUUUAACCCACCUAAACGAUGACACCAAUGUCAUAUUCAACACAGCAAUGUCCCAAACUGAGGAAAAGGAAGUGCGGGAAAGGAUCGAUCGUAGCAUAAUAGGCCAAAUUAAGAGUUUGGCCAAAGACCGGAGAACCGACUUCCGCACAGGGGCUAAGUAUAUCUACUUUGACCGCUGCUUAAAAGAGCUUGUGGACUUUAUCCUAGAGUACGUUCUUUUCCGGAAUCGCCAAACCAUUAUCUACCUCAAGCCGCGAGUUGGCGAUGACAGCUUCGAUACCAUUCAGAAACACGUCCAGCAUUCACAAUACUACUCGCCCCACAGCCCUUGCUACCCUUCGAUAUACUUGUACGCACCAUCAUAUGGUCUCGGGCCGAGUGUUGGUAACAUUAUCAACUUCUUCUACAAUGGCAAGCCGAUCUACGACUCCACCCAGUCCAAGUCCAAAAUCGUCAGGCUCAGCCUCUGGACAGACGUCCCCCCCGACCAGACCUGCAGCGUCCAAGCCUGGGCCCACACCAUGGCUUCUAUAACUUGUAUUCUGCCCUCCCACUACAAGAAUUCCGAGGCCAUUAGGCACCUUCAGACACUUCAUGAUUUAAUGCUACCCCCUAUCGUCUGUGUUGACUUCAACAACGAUAUCCAAAAGCUCAAAGAAAAUCUAGACAUCCUAACCCAAGCGUGCCAAUAUCCUACCACUACUCAAAAACAGUACGCACUAGACAUGAGCGCCCAGGCCACUCCACGUGUUGUUAAAUUUAUCAACAUUCCCAUGCCAACCCCGCCUAACACCUUCGAAGACCCCGCGCCGGCCGUAUACCCGCUCAUGAAAUCCUGCAAAAACACCAAACUGCCUAUCGCAGAAACACUCAACGCACUCCGCCCCAUUCUUCUGUGGGCCAAAGUCUACUUCCCUUGCUUCAAAUACUGCAGUCUGGAAAUUCCCAACUUCGAUUCCCCCCACGGUAGCAUUGAUCAAAGGGAUGUGCGCCAUCGUUUCCAGCCAGAAUGCCUAGUCAUUACUUAUGCCGGCCACCCGAUCAAUGUUGCCAGUUGUCUAGUCAACUUAGAGACUAAAUCUCGCUCCCCAGACAGCAAUAUUAUAGACGCCCAUGUUAGUAUACGCAUUUAUAACGAAAGGCCGAUAGGCCCCUACGAGUUCUCACCGAGACUCUACCGAUCUCCACCUGUUUUCUAUGCCAUCACCACUGAAAUCUACCAGUACAUCCAAAAGCAUAAUAGUUCCUACUUUAAAAAGGCUAACCGCAGUGUUCCUGAGCACGAGAGAUCACUUGAGUCAUGCAACGAAAAGAUGCAGUCGUGUUUCAACAAGAUUGUCCUAUCAAAUGCAACCUGUAAUAUCUGUGGCGGUUUGCUGUCCGAGAUCUUUUCCGAGGCCGGCCUUAAAGACAACAACAUCUGUGCGCUCUUCAUAAAUAGCAUUCAGGUAGUUUGUUUUGCAUGUAUUUUCCGAUUCCAUGGAUCCAAGGUACAUAUAGCUGAUAUGAUCCAAAGCGGCUUCAGCGAAAAAUUCUACACCCUCUAUGUUGACCAAAACUCCACCAACAACACAGUCCGUGCCAAUGAAGAUUCGCUCAUGUCUCUGAGGCUCUUGGUCUAUAAAGAUCUCCCGCCUGCUAAUAAGGCGCAAAUUAUGUCUAUCGAUUUUAACUCCCUAGCCUGGGAGUAUAACUGCCCUCCAAGCAAACAAAUCCAAUUAUCCGACGUGCCUUUCACACCACUACCAGAUGCCGUUAAAACCCCAUUAACUGAUCCCAGAGUGCUUAUUGCAAUAGGCGCACUUCUUUGCGCGAUCAUUGCAGUAAUAACAGUAUUCAUCUAA